GAGCGAUCAACGAUUAACGAUGAAUAAUAUCAUAGUGCUAAAUUUUCUAAUAAUAAUUUUGAAUACUUUUCACGCAAAUUACGCAAUUUUUAAAAUAACUAAUGGAAAUACGGAUGACAAUGUUAAUGCCUAUAGAACAUAUAGUGAUUAUCGAGCAAAUAUGCAAUUACAUACGGUGAAAAUUUUUGCUCGUGAAAAUAGUAAAACGCUUAAAGGGUAUUCGUGUUCGGGAAGUAUCGUUGAUUAUUAUUGGAUUAUCACAAGUGCUCAUUGUGUUUAUGGAUUUGAUGUGAUUGAUGUGUUUAUAGGAAAUGUGACAAAUGAUUUGGAUCAUAUUGUUCGUGUGAAAAAUGUUUUUAUUCAUCCGGAGUUUGAUUAUGAUAAUGAGAUUAUCAACGAUAUAGCUUUAUUGAAAUUAAGACGAUCGUUAGCCAGUCUAAAUAAUACAUUCGAAAUUAUUGCGCUGCCGACAAUUUAUGACUCGGAGAGUGAAUAUAUUGGGUUUCGAGGCAUUAUUGCGGGCUAUGGAAAGUUUGGAGACUCCGGUCCAACCGCAAAUUUCGCUAAUUAUGCAUACUAUGAGAUUAUACCACUCCGGGAAUGCCAAAAUCUAUUUUUAAAUAACUAUACUGAAUAUUCAUCAAUGUGCUUAUGCGGAAAAGGCAUUGGAGCGUCGAGCUGUCAAGGCGAUAGUGGACAAGGAUUGAUAAUUUAUCGACGGGGUGAAAAGAAAAUUGUCGGUGUGGUUAGUAAAGGUUUAGAGAGCUGUGAGACGAUAAAUGAACCAGAAGUAUUUACACGUGUUGAUAAAUAUCUUGACUUUAUCCAGGAAAUAAUAAAAAGUUACUAAAAGAAGAAGAAAAAAUUAAUUCAGUGUAAAAAUUCAAUUUUCGUAAUGCAGUAAAUUUUCAAUUUUUCUUUGCCUUUUGUGUGCGAUUUUCUUUUUCUUUUUAACUCUCGAAAUUAACUUCGCACAAAGCUUUGUAACAUGUACAUUUGUUGCAGGUUCUUUAUAACGAUGUUAUUGCUGAACAUAAAGGCAUAUUGUCGAUAAAAGGGUAGAAAAGGUAAAGCUUCAUUUAGAAUGAAAGUGAAUGUGAGGAAGCGAGGUGGCACACGAAAGUGUUUGACUUUAAAUAUUUAUUUAUAUUCAAUGGUUUAUUCACGAGGAAAAAAACCUUUCAACCUUUCCUUCCACCUUCGGUCGUUCCUUCGUUGCUGUUUUUUGUAGUCAAUGUUGAAAGAAUCAAUCGAUUUAUUGCUGGAUUUAAAGGGAUGUUAAAGACAUGUAGAGUGUAAUAAAAUUAAAGUUUGCG
This is a messenger RNA of Chironomus riparius, 1316 nucleotides long. NCBI's taxonomy places the organism in Eukaryota, Metazoa, Arthropoda, Insecta, Diptera, Chironomidae. The record is from the annotation of a GenBank genome assembly.